Messenger RNA from Echinostoma caproni, 1053 nucleotides. NCBI's taxonomy places the organism in Eukaryota, Metazoa, Platyhelminthes, Trematoda, Plagiorchiida, Echinostomatidae. The record is from the annotation of a GenBank genome assembly.
AUGGACGAGAAAAGUUAUUCACUGGACUUUCACCAUCGUGCGGAUGUUCAAGCUUUACGUGACCUUCUUACUGCUCUGAACAAAAGCACGUUGGAUUUGGUGACUCAAAAGUCUGUGAACACACGAUCGGAUCAAUCUGCCAAUGGAACAGUCAGCUUGAAUGAACCUGCACAGACUGUCCCGCUUGUGUCCGCCGUUCUACAUUGGCCAGGGCAGCCACGUCUAACUUGUAACGUGUCAGUAACACCUGGUUUGUUGCUUUAUUGCAGUCUGCUCCCUUUCGUCCGCAUACCGUUCUCGGCUACCUCCACUGGGUCACGAACCGGAUGGAUUCAAGAGUUCCAGGCCGGUCCUCUGGAGUCUAGUCAACCAGAUGAUCCAUUCGACGAGUUGUACAUCACAAUGACUGCCCGAGAACGUCGAAAGCGACAACCGGGGGCCGGGGCGGCCAAAGCAGAAGCGUCCGCGGUCAAUUCGGAAACGGGACCUGUUCCACCAGAUACCGAACGUCCGGAGGUCGAUGCUUCAGAAACUACCCCCAGUGUGGAUCCAUCUCUUACAUCCAAACGGGAACCGAAAAAGUCAUUUGAAUCCCUUGUGGACGCCAUCUGGUGGAGCAUACAUCAGUGCACUUCCACCGUUCCAACUACUCAGACUGCAGUAGCGUCCAACACGGCGCAUAUCACGGGAACCGAAACAGUUACCAAUGGUGCCUCCCAACCCGUACAGACAAUCAUCUCCAAUUCCGCAGCAGAUGAAUUACGACGUCGCCUGUUUGGCUGCAUCCUUCUAGUCGGUGCAGGUGCGUGUGGUCUAACCGGACACUGUUUGCAGAAGUGGCUACAUGCAGAGCUGGUAACACGCGCCAGUCCAAUCGGUUUGACUUCCACGCAGGUGGAGGUUAUGGGGCAACUGGAUCAGCCCGAUUCGGCGUGGAUUGGCGCGCGUCUAUUGUUGACUACUGACCUGUUGUCAGAUUUGUGGAUUACCGGAUCGGAGUGGAAACGGUUUGGCACUCGAGCGUUACGUGAAAAAGCACCUUUCUUGUGGUGA